GCGUCCUUUUUUCGUUUUAUAUUUUAUAUAUAUAUAUAUCCUACCUGCUGUUCAUUGAGCUCGUUUAUUCUGUUGUUGUGUUUCAUCGCUGCUCAUUACGUCGCCGUCCGCAUCCUUUGGGAGGGAGGCAAGGCAGAGGCAGCGAGGGCUGAACAGAGCAGCAGCAGCAGCAUCAACAACACCCGCUACGCGGGAGCGCGGUCAUCGCGUGGGCUUCAUCUUUCAACUUCGGUCUGCUUUGCGGCUUUAUAUAUAUAUAUAUAAACUCGAAUACUUCGUGUAUUUAUGUUUGUAUGUUUAUGUGUGUCUUUUCCUCGCUGUUGUCACUAUCAACUUAUAUUUUUAUUUGUAAUUUAAUUAAAGGACAACGUGUGCUUUCUGUUGUUGUUGCUCCUGUUGAUUGCCGCAACGAAGCACGAACCUUUUGUUUCUCCCUUUAGAACUGCUUCACAGUCAUCCAUCCGUCCGUGCUCUCCCUCCCCCUACGACACCUCUCAUGCUCUCACCCCCCUCCUUCGCGGGGGCGGCGGAGCACAGCAGCGACGACCACAACAUCGCCAUCGCUGCUGCCGCUUCGGGCACUUCCGACAAUCUGACGCUGCCGGUCAUCGUUCACUACCUUCGCCACGCUCGGCUGCCAUGCCGGCGUGUCCCCGGGCCACCGAUUGUCUCGUCCGCUGCUUCCUCCGCAGCUGCCACCGCCUCGGGCGCCACCUCAGCUUCUCAGGACAGUCGAAAUGCUUCUGUCACACGGCCUUUCGCUGGUCCUUCGGAGUCCCCGCCGCCCACUGAGGCCGCUCCAACAGCCACCUCAGCGUCACCUGCAGGGGCAUCGACUUGUACCCCCUCGCACCCCCAAGCCGGCAAGGCCGAGACGCCCCUCCACGCCGCCCAGCAAUUUCUCGCCUCCUCGGGGGCCUCGCUGAUGUCCUUGGCGAACUCAUCGUUCUACCUCACCCUGCGCAGCACUCUUGACGGCGGCCACACGGCGGCAAGCGGUGGCGGCGUGGAGGAGCUCGCGGACGCAGCUGAGGAAAACUUACUGACCUCCUCGUCGGCCACGGCAGCAUUGAAGGAGCGCUUUAACAGCGGCAAUGGCAGUAGCGUCGGUGGGAUUGACUGGAAGAAGCUGGUAUACGUCCGUCAGCAGUGCCGGUACACCGGAGAGGCCCUCGUGUCGCCGCCUCAGUCGUCCUCUACUGACGCAACAGGAAACGGGGUCGACACGAAGGAUCUACGGCCCACGACAGCGGCGGCAUCCUCUACCGCAGAAGCAGAGAAGUCCGUCGGCGCGCGCUUCAUGCAGUCUCUCCUGCACCCUUUCAUUCCAGCCGCCUCGUCGGCCACCGCAGCUGCCAACGGUUGUAGCGGCGACUCUCCCGAGAGGAACUCCGCUGUGAAAAGGAUGAGCGACGCAAGCCUCACGGUGCCACACGGUGAAGGGGUGAUGACGUAUGUACUGUACGCGAUGCCGAAGUCCGACUACAGCCCAGUCCCCACCGUCCCCGCAUCCACAGCGAACAAAGCGGUCGAGAAGGAUGCUCCAUCGGUCGCACCUUCUGCGCUGCCCUUCCUUCCACCGACUCUGAUCCCGACAGAGUUCUGCCCGGCCCUGUCCGAGUUGGACCAUCACCCGGCUGCUGAUGCUGCCGCUUCCUCCGCCACGGACCAGCCGGACCCAGCCAAGCUGCUUCUCCUGUCCUUGGUGGUGUACGAAGGCGCGUUUUUACAUGGGCAGCGCCACGGCCGCGGUCGGCUAACGGUGUAUAGUCGCUUUGUGCUGGAAUGUACGUGGGUGCACGAUAUACCUUGCGUGGAUAUCCCACGUCAGGUUGCGUCGUCCUCGUCGCAAUCGUCGACGGACGGGUCUGCUCUAGCGCCGCCCACGCUGCGUCGUAUUCACGCACACGUCUGCGACUCAGCCGGCACAACCGGAAAUCUCGCCGAUGCACGCGGCAUUAACAGAAGCGGCGGGGCAUCGCUCUCGUGGUCGAUCCGCACUUCUCAAGUGUACAUGGGCUCUCUCGUGUUGACUGCGUUGGCGACGAAACGACUUCUCGCAAAGCUAGAAGACGCAGGUCACGCUGCUCCUUCUCCUCCGCUGACGGUGAUGGAGGUGCACGGCGCGCACUACGCCCGUCUCGCCCUUCCCCCGCUCUCCACGCCGUCCUCGCAGGGGUGCGAUUUUGUUGCAGCCUCCCACGCCUUCAGUGGACUCGCCUGGGCGAAUCACGUGGUGCCGCUGCCCGACGGCUUCGGUGAAGCCCAGUAUUUCCACGAACGAGACGCGCCGUUGUCUCCGCCCCCAUCCCUUGUGUGUCCCGCCUUCGGCCUCUUCCAUCCACGACUGUGGGUGCCGGAGAGUCGACGCUUGCCGCGACCCCAGCAGCAACUGCAUCACACAUCGCUUUCCAGCUCCGCGCUGGACGCCGCUCUCUGCUCACUCUACUGUGGGGAGUGGGUCUCCGGGCUUCCCCACGGCUUCGGCGUGGAGCUGGAGCGCGUCACGGACCCGACGUGUGCACCGCUGGCCGUGUCCUGCACCGCCGCCGGUGCCGGGCCGCCGCAGUACCCGUGGCGUACCCUCUUUCUUGGCCAGCGUGUCCGCGGUGCGCGCUGUGGGCCGGGCACCUUCCACGGUCUGCAGGGCAGUGAGGCAACGGAAGUGGUUGUCUGCGGCACAUGGCCACGUACGGCUCUCCUCGCGAACAGUAGUGGUGGCAGCGCUAGCAGCCAUGGAUCACCGACACCCCAGCAGGAGUCGGCGAAUGUGGUGCUGCUGCCACCGUCACCCAGUCGUGGGCGUGGCCGUGGUGCCUCCUCCUCCUCUUCCUUCGUCACCCUGCAGGGUGCUCGAUGGGUAGAGGAGGAGGAAGACGGCGGCGGCGGAAGAGUUGGUGGACACGGGAGCCACAUGAACAGCUGCAGCAGCAACUACAGCGGCGGAGGUGGUGGCAUCUUUCCGUCGGCCACGCUAGGUCAGUCGCCCAACGCGCUGAGUGGCAUGUGGGAACCACUAUUUGGCGCCGUGGAUAGCGCGGUCUCGCAGCCCGCCGCUCCCUUGUUGCUGCUCAGGGGAUCGGACGGAACCGAUGACGCUGCCUCUGCGUCGUCGUCGUCGCUCAUUCUCUUCUCGAGAGAUGCCAUGUGGCAGCAGGCGCGACGCGUGAUGGACCGUCUUACGCAGUCGCCCGAGUGCGUGUCUGCCCUGCGCGGCUUUCGGGCGUGCUUUGCGUGCAUCUACGGCUGCGACGCCGCCGCCGUCGCUGCUACAGGAGGGGAGUUUGUUGCUGGGGCCGGGAGCAAUGACGACGGUGCACAUCAGAGUGCGACGACCUCAUCUUCGCCAAGCCACAGCAGCAAUACGGAUGGUCGAACGACGGAAGACAAGGGAGGAAAAGCUGUCGGGACGGCUGGGUCGAUGAAAGAAAUGUUAGCGCGACUGCAAAAAGCCACCGCCGCGGCGCCGGCAACAGGCGAUCUAGCGUUCGGUUAUCCCUGGUGCCCGCUGCACUCCUGGUGUGGUAUGGCCCGCCUCACCGCGCCCAGUGCAGACGCCGAAGGAGAGUUAUGUCACUUUGCUGCCUCCUCAUCAUUGCUUCAGAGAGAGCAGCACAACUGCCACACGGGCUGCCUGCAUACGCCGCUAAGCAACGGUGCUACACAUCGGCAACCCACAGCAGCACGAGCAACAACGCCGAUCAUCGGAAAGAUGAGAGACGCCUGUUGUGCACCGCGUCGGCCGCCGCUUUCGGCCGUCGCAGCCGCGCUCGAACCGCACGCCGCGGCGAACACCUUCGCCCACGCCAUGCACGCCGCAGCGGCGAUGGUGUCCUCGCUGCGCCUGCGCCUUCUGUCGUGCUUUGCGGCUUACCCGGAUCUGUGCGAGAUCGUCAUGAGCCACAGCGCUCAUGAUGACGGCAUUCUCGCCUAUUGCUGGGAUGUCGUCUUCGACUAUGUGGGCCCUGUAUUGUAUGAGAAGGCGACGGCGGUGGCGGUGGCGGAUGUGCGAAUGGUGUGGGACCUGCUCGGGUUGGAUCGGGUGGGGUUCAGCGGUCCGCAGAAGAAUGACGGCAAAGACGCUGCUGCGGAUGCCGCGGUCACACCAGAGGUGACGGUGCGUUCUGGCUGGCAGCCGGAGGGCAAGGAAAUGCUUCGUGACUAUCUGGUCGCUGUACGGCGCUGCCGUGCCCUGGGGAAGAGUGAUGUUGUGGACACUCUGUUUGCAUUUCCAAACGCUCGAGAGGAGGAGGAGGUGGCAGAGGCAGAUGAAUUUCAGCAGUGUUUAACGUCUCUCGAAGCCUGCCUCGGCCCACCAUCGCCGGUUGCGGCGUCAGUGACAAGCGGUCGCCGUCCCAGUCUGCAGGUCAUCAUGGACGCCCUCCAGAGACUGCAUGUUCUUCUGUAUGGGCCGGUGGCGUCGGAAAGCACGGGAGACGGCGGACAAGGAGGGCAAGGUGGCGUGCAGGUGACACCCCACGAAGCCGCGAACGCAGCGGCACAACGGCAACUCUUCACACCAUCACAACGAGAAGCCUUGUUACGGUGGCUCCUACUGGCUGCCUCAGAUCCAUCUUCGCACACGUCGUCCACACCCCGCAGGUCGGCUGCACGCACAGCGCAGCAUCAAGGGCAACCCUUUGCGCUGCUGUUGAUCGCCGCGUACGUGCUGGACUGCCGCAUCACGCCGCCAUACCCGGUCCGCCGCCUUCCUGGUCCGGACCAAACCUCGGAAUGUGUGAAGCCCGAGGACCUGUUACGCCUCCUGAAGGAGCUGGGCUACGCGGCGCGGCAGCUGCUGCAUACUUUUCCAUCUAUCCGCGCGCAGACGUUUGCACGGCCGCUUGUGUAUCCGCUGGAUGCGCUCUUCUUGAAGCUCGAGUACGUCCUCAGCCCCUGUGCGAUGUAUUUUUCCCUCUCGUCUCCGCCGACGGUGCCGGCUGUCUUCGAUCUUCCUACCUCUCCAUCGCCACCGAAGCAGUCGCCUCCUCCUCCUUUCUCGGAAGCAGCGCUGCAAGCCACCACCACCACCACCGCGUCCGGUGUCACUUGCGACUGUGCGAAAGGCGUCGUGGUUCGUGUCGAGCUGGAUCAGCUUCCCGUCGACGUCCUGCAAUGGUGCAACGAGGCGCUCACCGACGAGGUAACGGAGAGCCUGCUGCAAAGGCGGCUGCACUUUUACUGGAGUCGGUGGACGGUCGCGACUCCUCCCCUCGCCAACUCCGCCGACAAGGCCGAAGAGGGCUUGAAGAGAGACCCGCCUGCGCCGCCGUCGCCGCUGGUUCGUUGGGUGCUGGGGUGUCUGCGAAGUGCUCUCAACGGACCUGGCCGACAAGUCGCACCGCGCCAAUCGGAGCCGCUGCCUUCGCUCCUCCCACCGCCAUCCUCCGGCGGUGACUGCAUCUACACCUGGAAGAAGUUCAUCAACGCCGUUUUCUUUACCCAAGAGGAGAAGAAAGAGUGGGCCACAGCAGCAGCAACAGCAACAGCAGUCGUGAGUCCUUUAUCAAGGAGCGAUUACGUGUAUCUCGUAGCGCUGGCGUACGCACUGCGCGAGCUCAGUGGGGCUGAUCUCUCCUUUGCGGCGCAGUUCGUGCGACAAGACGAGGAAGAGGAAGAUGAGGAGGGUGAGGAAGCGGGGACCACGACGGCGGCGGAGUACGAUGAAAGCAUCGUGGGCAUCAGCGCCGAUGAGGGCAGCCACCGGCGGCCCAGAAAGUCGCGCCUGCGCUCCACCGAGUCGCGUAAAGGUCGGAAGAAAAACAUUUUUCUUAGCUCCUCCUCCUCCACCUCUUCCUCUUCUGCUUUGGCGGAUUCACCGAUGAUGGCGUCUCCCGCUGCGUCACCUCCGGUCGAGCCGCACGCAUCGCUGCCGCCCGAGUCUGCGGCAGAGACGGCGCAGCGGACACCCAGCUCGGUGGGCUUUCACACGCCAUCGCUCACGUCGUCUCCGCUGCCCCCGCACAGUGACUUCUCGGCGUCGGUCGUUGCGCGAAAUACGUCGUCACACGGCGUGGUGGGGCGGGUGCACCGCGUGAAACGGGGACCCUCCGCGGUGCUGUCGGAAAGCGCUGCCGCUGCUGUCGUCCCGCUGGGCAAGGAGUGGACGCUGACGGUGCGCGUUCGUCAGGAGGAGAAGGCAGAGUCACAGGAGGUCGCACUGCAACCGCGCGUCUUUGCGCACGGUCUUCUCGGGGAAGUGAUGGAGCGUGUCUGUGCUCUGGUGGAGCAUCGUAUUCAGGAGAGAAAGCCGGUGCCAGCUACCGUGGAGAGCGAGCCGCACCAGCUCAAGGCUCGUCCGAGAUGA
Leptomonas pyrrhocoris is the source of this 6307-nucleotide messenger RNA. RefSeq lists its product as hypothetical. Bases 497 to 6307 code for a protein of 1936 amino acids. The transcript has a single exon. The record is from RefSeq and is a predicted model, not a curated record. Lineage: Eukaryota; Euglenozoa; Kinetoplastea; Trypanosomatida; Trypanosomatidae.